Xenopus tropicalis (tropical clawed frog) is the source of this 1800-nucleotide messenger RNA. Its product is annotated as lamina-associated polypeptide 2. The record is from RefSeq and is a predicted model, not a curated record. Bases 386 to 1774 code for a protein of 462 amino acids. The transcript has 2 exons. NCBI's taxonomy places the organism in Eukaryota, Metazoa, Chordata, Amphibia, Anura, Pipidae.
UGCACUCCUCUGUCAGCUACAGCAGAAGAAAACAACCACGCCCCCAAUCAGCAUAAGUACCUCCCCAACACCGGUCUCCUUCGUCUUUGUUUUCUUCUGUCAGCUGUUUGGGGGAGGGGUUUGCACUCACUGAUCCCAGCAGGGAUCCGAUUACCGGGUGCAGUUCUCUGCAGCUUCUCUCCACCCGAAGCCCAUGCCGUUAUCAGCUCAGGCUGUGUGUGCUGGGAACCCUGUGUGGUGGGGGUUUUCCUUGCCGUGGGCAGGUCUAAGCACAGUGUGCUGCUGCUGUCUGGAGGCGACUGCUGAUGACAUCAUAGAGGUGUGCACCUGUAGUUAAGUUGUGCAUGGUGCUGGCAACUUUGCCCUUAGUAGUGUGCUGUUCAACAUGGAGCCAGCUGCCUCUAAACGCGCCGCUUCUAGGACUUCAGGUGAUUCUGUCCCUGUGGAGGAGCCUGUGUCUAAAAGGGAUAAGCAUCAUGGGAAAGAGGAUAAGGAGUUAAGGAUGUGUAAAGCGUGUGAUAAUUCUGCUAUCAAGGGUAGAAGAUUAUGCCAGAUAUGUUUGGAGGAGUAUGCUACCAGAAACCUUAGCAAGAAUUUAUCUGCUACUCCUGCUCUCUCUCAUGCUAGUUAUUCUGAGAGACCCUCCACUUCUGCUGUCGCUCCAGUGGAUCAAUCCAUUAUCAGAGACUGGGUUAGAGAAGCAGUAUCUGAAAGCCUAAAAAACCUUCCGGGUAGUAAAGAGCCAUCUGCGCAGUCUAAAAUUGUAUUAUCUUCUGGGGAUGAAGGUGAAUGUUCCUUUUCUGAUGAGGAGGAUGAUGAUGAAGAUGAGUCUCAGUGUUUUGAAACUAAACUUGUUCCUUCUUUAAUUAAAGCGGUGAGAAGAACCCUUAGUCUGGAGGUCCCUCAGCCUGAAUCUUUCAUAUCCUCCCUUUUUUCUAAGAAGAAAAAGCCAUUUUUUCCUGUGCAUCCUGAAAUUAAAGACAUUAUGAAUCAAGAAUGGGCUAAAGGUCCUAAAAAGACCCCUGUGGAGGCUAAAAUUGCUCAGUUGUAUCCUUUUUCUCUGGAAGAUCUAGAAUUAUGGGAGAAUCUUCCCACUGUUGAUGCCCCGGUGGCACGCUUAUCAAAGAAGACGGCGCUUCCAAUUGACGAUAUUUCAGCCUUAAAACACCCGAUGGACAGACGUAUGGAAACUGAACUGAAAAAGUUAUUCAUGACGGCUGGGGCAGCUUGUAAGCCUUCUGUGUCCAUAGUUUCAGUUUCUAAAGCAAUUUCCAUUUGGGCAGACAACAUUGAACAAGCAGUUCUGGAGGAUUCUCCUAGAGAGAAGAUUGCUCAAGCCCUUUUAGAUCUCAAGAAGGCCGCAGAGUUUUGCCUUGAAGCUGCUAUUGAUCUUUCUAGAUUAUCGGCUCGUAAUCUUAUGUAUUCGGUUGCUGCCCGCAGAGCAUUAUGGCUUCGCUCAUGGUAUGCGGAUACCGCCUCCAAAAAUACGCUGUGUAAAUUGCCCUAUGAGGGUAAACGAUUGUUUGGUAAAAGCCUAGAUGAUAUCAUUGCAAAAUCCUCAGGAGGAAAGAGCACCUUUUUACCGCAGACCAAACGAUUCUUUGACCCGAAGAAACAAAAUGACAGAUAUUCCUCAAAGCGGAGGGAAGAUUCCAGAUAUUACAGACCUGGCAGAGAGUUUAAGGCACCUUGGCGUUCUGGUCAGUCUUCUUUUUUUCGGGGCAACAAGUCUAAGGGUCCAAGGUCCCCAAAAAAUCAGCCCAAGGCCCAAUGAGAUGAGGCCGGCCCAGACAGCCCGGG